AUGAAUUUAAAGUUAAACGGAAAUGGAUUAAAUAAAUGGAAGAAUUUAACAGAAGCAUUAAAAAUUUACGAAAAUAGUAAGUCAUACAGAAUUGCUUAUCAACAAUGGAUUGAGACAGAAAUACGAAUGAAAGCUGGUGAAACUAUUGAUAAACAAGAACAAAAACUAAUCGAGAAGGACAGAUUGGUACAAUUGCUCGCUAAAUUUGAUCCUAUCAUGUUAAACCACGUCAUGCUAGCUCUUAAAAGAGAUAUUUCUGAUCAUUACUGUAAAAAAACCAUUCAAAUUGAAAUGAUAGAUAUAAUGGCAUCAAAAGUAACCAGCAUAAUUAUAUGCAAAGCUUUAAAAAGUCUACAAAAGCGAAUAAUAGAUUUGAAUUCUUUGGCUUUUUACCUUCCAUGUGGAAUUCAUUCUCUCAAUUUAGUUGUUUGUGACGCAGCGCAGUCUUCACUAAAUUCCAUUAACGUUUUUGGCAAAAUACAAAAAUUAUUCACAUUAUUUUCUUCAUCAAUUUCACGCUGGAAUGUUUUACUUAUUCAUACAACAAACUUCACUCUUAAACGAUUAUGCAACACUCGGGAAGCCAAAAUUGAGAGCCUUAAAGCCAUCCGAUACCAAAUAAGCAGCGUACAUGAUGCUUUAAUUACUAUAUAUGAAACUGAAACCAAAACUCCCGAUAUUGCACACGAAGCGCAAACAUUAGCAGAACAAUUAAAAGACUAUAGUAUUUUAGUUUCUUUAAUUGCAUGGUACAAUGUACUAUUCCAAAUAAACGUUGUUAGUAAAACAAUGCAAGUCAAAGACAUGGAUCUAGUACAUUGCGCUGAAAUGUUGAAAAAAUGCAUCACAGUUUUGGAAAAUUACAGAACGUUUGGCUUUAAACAAGCAACGGUUGAUGCCAAAGAGUUAGCUGAAGAGUUAAACAUCGAUGCAAUAUUUAAGCCACUUAAAAGAGUGCGACGAGUGAAACGUCAUUAUGAUGAAAAUGCUGCUGAUGAACCAACUCAAAAUCCCGAGAAGAAAUUUAAAGUGACAUUUUUUAAGCUUUUAUUAGAUACAAGUCUGUCGUCAAUAAAUGAAAGAUUUGAACAACUUAAUGAAUAUGUAAUUAUAUGCAGUUUGAAUUAA
Messenger RNA from Hydra vulgaris (swiftwater hydra), 1128 nucleotides. RefSeq lists its product as uncharacterized. NCBI's taxonomy places the organism in Eukaryota, Metazoa, Cnidaria, Hydrozoa, Anthoathecata, Hydridae. The record is from RefSeq and is a predicted model, not a curated record.